AUGUCUUCCCCCAUUGUUGAGCGAUGUUGUGGGGUGCUCUCGCCUGGGGUCGCCUUGCUACUGCUGUGGUUUUUAUUCUCCAUGUCUGUUUCGGACGCAGUGCUUUCCACAAACGGGACUCUUUUCGAGGAUCGGUGUAAAAUGACCGCGACGUGUGAAGCGCUGAAGUACAACGCGUGCCUGGGGUCCCCGUUGCCCUACACGCACACGUCCCUGGCCCUGGCUGAAGACUCCACGACCCAAGAGGAGGCUUUUGAGAAGUUGGCCAUGUGGUCUGGCCUGAGGAACGCUCCCCGCUGCUGGUCGGUCAUCCAGCCCCUGCUCUGUGCUGUCUACAUGCCCAAGUGUGAGAACGGACACGUUGAGCUGCCAGGACAGAGCCUGUGUGCGGCCACCAGAGGGCCCUGCAGCAUUGUGGACCGAGAGAGAGGGUGGCCCAGCUUCCUGACCUGUGAGCGGUUCCCCACAGGCUGUUCGAAUGAGGUGCAGAAAUUGAAGUUCAACACUUCGGGCCAGUGCGAGGCUCCGCUGGUGAAGACCGACAUUCAGUCCAGCUGGUACAAGGACGUGGAGGGCUGCGGCAUCCAGUGUGACAACCCCCUGUUCACAGCCGAGGAACACAGCGACAUGCACCGAUACAUCGCCUACUUUGGCACAGUCACUCUGCUCUGCACCUUCUUCACUCUGGCCACAUUUCUGGCAGACUGGAAGAACUCAAACCGUUACCCGGCGGUGAUCCUCUUCUACAUCAACGCGUGCUUCUUCGUGGGCAGUAUCGGCUGGCUGGCGCAGUUCUUAGACGGAGCGCGCCAAGAGAUUGUGUGCAAGAGCGACAACACCAUGCGCCUAGGAGAGCCCUCCUCCUCUGAGACACUCUCCUGUGUGACCAUCUUCAUCAUCGUGUACUACUCACUGAUGUCCGGUGUGAUCUGGUUUGUGAUGCUGACCUACGCCUGGCACACCUCCUUCAAAGCCCUGGGCACCACACACCAGCCGCUCUCUGGGAGGACCUCGUACUUUCACAUGAUCACCUGGUCCAUCCCCUUUGUGCUCACCGUGGCCAUCUUGGCUAUAGCACAGGUGGAUGGAGACUCCGUGAGUGGGAUCUGUUUUGUGGGAUACAAAAAUUACAUGUACAGGGCUGGGUUUGUUUUGGCCCCGAUUGGAGUGGUUCUGGUAGUCGGCGGUUACUUCCUAAUCCGAGGCGUAAUGACUCUAUUCUCCAUCAAGAGCAACCAUCCAGGAUUGUUAAGUGAGAAGGCAGCCAGCAAAAUCAAUGAAACCAUGUUGAGACUCGGUAUAUUCGGAUUCCUUGCCUUUGGGUUUGUUUUGAUCACUUUUGGCUGCCAUUUUUAUGAUUUCUUCAACCAGGCCGAAUGGGAGAGAAGCUUCAGAGAAUAUGUGCUCUGUGAGGCCAAUGUGACCAUCGCGUCCCAGACCAACAAGCCGAUCCCGGAAUGCACCAUAAAGAACCGGCCCAGCUUGAUGGUGGAGAAGAUUAACCUUUUCUCCAUGUUCGGCACUGGCAUUGCCAUGAGCACCUGGGUCUGGACCAAAGCCACCAUCCUCAUAUGGAAACGCACUUGGUUCAAGAUCAUUGGGCGAAGUGACAAUGAACCCAAACGCAUCAAGAAGAGUAAGAUGAUCGCCAAAGCCUUUGCCAUGAGGAAAGAGCUGCACCAGAACCCGGAGAAAGAGCUGUCCUUCAGCAUGCACACGGUGUCCCAUGACUGCCCUGUGGCUGGAAUCAACUUUGACAUCAAUGAGCCUUCCAACGACAUGUCAUCAGCCUGGGCUCAACAUGUGACCAAGAUUGUGGCCAGGAGGGGAGCCAUUCUGCCCCAGGACAUCUCCGUCACCCCCACCGGGACGCCAGUGCCCCCUCCCGAAGAGCGGAACCGCCUGUGGAUGGUUGAGGCAGAGAUCUCCCCGGAAAUGAUCAAGCGGAAGAAGAAAAAAAAGAGGAGGAAGAAGGAAGGGCGCCCCGAAGAAACCACAGAGCAGAGCCCACCUCGGCCUUACAUGCAGCGCGAGUUUGGCCGCAGCUCUGUGCCCCGGCUGCCCAAACUCCCCAACCACCCCAGCCUGGUGGCCAACCUCAGGCAGCAGAACGAACUGGAGGAAAACAACUUACCGGGGUCUUACCAGGACGUCCCGCUGUCCCAAUCUCGGGAGUGCGACGAGACGUACCCUUAUCCGCCCUGCUACAAGAGUGCACCCCCGCACAGCCGCACUGUGUCUGACCGCUACCCCGCCAGUGACCGCCCAGAAGACUUGGGCAUGGGAGUGCGAUACCCAGGACUCACAGGAGGCUAUGGCGCGCGGGAGAGGGCUCGUGCCGGGGAACGCUGGGGCAGGCCCAUUAACUCACGGACAAACCUGAUGGGGGCUGAGCUGAUGGACGCGGACUCUGACUUUUGA
Knipowitschia caucasica is the source of this 2421-nucleotide messenger RNA. The record is from the annotation of a GenBank genome assembly. Lineage: Eukaryota; Metazoa; Chordata; Actinopteri; Gobiiformes; Gobiidae.